GACGCUUUUUAACGUUUUAUGUCUUCUCUUCCAGUGUCACAAUGCAAUAUCAGCCUAAAGAAGCAGCGCGACAGAAGCAUCUUCAGUUCCUUAUUCUGCUGUUUCCGGAGCUACAAUGUCGAGCCGCCCAGCGCCAAUAACAACACCAGCCCCCUGCCCCCGCUGGUGGAAGAAAAUGGCGGCGUCCAGAAGGGUGAUCAGGCGCUGGUCAUUUCCAUUCCCAGUCCACCUACAAAAUACCUCCUACCAGAGCUGAAAGUGUCAGAUUAUGGGAAGAAGUGUGUGGUCAUUGACCUGGAUGAGACCCUAGUACACAGUUCAUUUAAGCCAAUUAAUAACGCUGACUUUAUUGUCCCCGUUGAAAUCGAUGGAACGAUACAUCAGGUGUAUGUAUUAAAGAGACCGCACGUAGACGAGUUUCUUCAGAAGAUGGGCGAGCUGUUCGAGUGCGUCCUGUUCACCGCCAGCUUAGCGAAAUAUGCGGACCCGGUGGCCGACCUGCUGGACCCUUGGGGCGUCUUUAAGGCGCGGCUCUUCAGAGAAUCCUGCGUGUUCCACAGAGGAAACUACGUGAAAGACUUGAGCCGUCUAGGAAGAGAACUGAGCAAAGUCAUCAUCGUGGACAACUCGCCGGCAUCUUACAUCUUCCACCCCGAGAACGCGGUCCCGGUCCAGUCUUGGUUCGAUGACAUGUCCGACACAGAAUUGCUCGACCUGAUUCCAUUCUUCGAAGGAUUAAGUAAAGAAGAGACCGUUUACAACAUGCUUCAUAAACUCUGCAAUAGGUAGCCCUUAUGGAGCGCCCCCCAGUGGACACAGCUCUCAUCAGCAGCAGCCACUCAUACGCUCUCAUUCGGACGCCCUUGUUUCCUCUCUUCGCUCCACAUUUGCGAUUAAACCAGAAAAAAAAAAUGCUUGAAGGAAGAUACAAGAAGAACCUCACCUGGUGCCAAGGUGGAAAGAUUUGUCGCCCUUGUUCUUCCCAGCAGCGUCUGAGAUGGAGACCAGUCCUGAAGAAGCUCCGCCCUCACAUCACCAUUUCUAAAGGAGUCUACGCCAGGCGGGGAAGGGGCAUGUUUUUUUCUUCUCUUAAAAUUUUUUUGGGUUUGUUGAGGAUGUUCAACACCGGACUUGGAAAUAUAUAAAAAAAAAAGCUAAAUAUUUUUAGAAAAUGCUUUUCACUAAUUUUCAUACAAUUAAUAAGAACUUUUCAAGCUUUUAUAAGAGACAAAAAACACCAAAUGUUUCAAAUUUACAAAGGAUGUAACCCCCACCCCGUCUUAUCCCAACCCCACCCCAAUGCUUGGCUAACGCUGCCCCUGCCCAUACACUAUGCAGUCAUUCCCCCCCCCCCCCCCC
This is a messenger RNA of Hyla sarda, 1359 nucleotides long. RefSeq names its product CTD small phosphatase like (gene CTDSPL). Lineage: Eukaryota; Metazoa; Chordata; Amphibia; Anura; Hylidae. The record is from RefSeq and is a predicted model, not a curated record. The coding region runs from base 19 to 789 and encodes 256 amino acids. The transcript is spliced from 7 exons. Gene Ontology annotation, molecular function: RNA polymerase II CTD heptapeptide repeat phosphatase activity.